AUGCGUCUCCACCUUGUUAUAUCGCGUCAUGGCCUACCGGCUACGCGCAUCCUCUGGACGACGACUUCGUCUACUUCCGUGUUAGGCGAAUAUGGUACACGGCGCGCGGCAUCGGCUGCCGCUGUCGCAUCUUCUCGCACCCCCAACAUCGCGUUUUCCAACGGCGGAUACACGGUCGCACAGCUGCUCGAGGAUGUCAAUGAGGUUGUCCCACUAGAGACAGAACCUAAUUUGUUUGAUGCAGAGUUCAGCGGUCAAUGGGGGUUGGAAGAUUAUGUUGUUGAGGUUGCUGGCUCGGAGUGUCUGCACUUUAUGGAGGUCGAAGGCCUUUUCCGCGAUGGAGAUGAAGUUGUUAUCCGCGCUCUUCAACUCGCAGACCUUCGGGCAAGACGUCUAUGUGGUCGUCAUCAAAUCGCAGCCGAUGGCAAGCAUCUCAUUGAUGGCGUGCCUUUCGGCUCACCCUUUUUGAAGAGAACCUCUUCUACACGACCUGCCAUUACUAUCCCCCCAAGGAAGAAGCGGCGUACCGUCUUUUCUGGGUGGGAUCACGUCCCAGAGAUCCAGAAUGAUGAGGCAAAUGCCGAUGAGGAAGAAGAUCGGGACUGGUUACCCCCCACUGACACCGGGUUUGGGAAAGAACUUUCCAUCAUGCCCGCCGAGCAUGAAGAGUCCAUGGGAACUGUGAUCCGUCACCCCAUUGAUCACUCCGUAGAGACAGACAGCGAAGCAGUGCUGUCCGAGCUUGAAGAAGAUGAAUUGGAGAGCGAGCUUCAGGCCUUGAAAGAAGACUUCGAAGAGCCUUCUCAAUUUGUUGAUAUCAGGAAUCAGACUCGCACUGCCAGUGGCAACCCGCUACGUGCUGCAUCCACAACCAAGCGACCAACUUCGUCUGAUAGCCUUCACAAGGGAUCAUUGCUCGCUCCUUCGUCUCUUUCCAGCAAGCGAUCCCGCGCAGAUGACUCGUCCCCGAGAACCUCGAAAGCGGUGAGGUUCAAUAAGGGUGAUGACAAGCUGCCCGGUAUCCCGCAACCUCAAGCUCCAGAAACUAUCGCUGUUUCAUCCGACUCUGAAUCAGCCAUGUCAUCAUCAUCGUCAGACAGUGAUUCCGACGAUUCGUCUUCGAGUGAGGAGGAAUUAUCCAAACCUGAUGCGCUACCUGAUGCGGAUUCAUCAUCGAGCUCAUCGGACUCAAGCUCGGACUCGGAAUCGGACUCGGAUUCAGAGUCAGACUCAGACGCAGAGGAGGAGGAAAAAGAAGAAGAAGUCCCUCCACCACCUGAAAAAGUUCAGCCACCAGCUGUAGCUGGCGCACCAUUCCAGGGAUCUAUGCGCACCAAGAAGAGCAACAAUCGCUUUAAGCUACGCCGUCGUCUGUCCAAGUUGAAGGAGAUGGGAGCUUUACACAAAGAUGCAAACUUCGAGGAGCUUCGGGAAUGGGAAGAAAACAAUGGUGGCUGGUACGUUCCGCAAUCUAGUGACGUGGCACCACCUACUCAAUAUCUCGAGAAGUCCACCAAGAAACAGAAAAAAGAAGAAGAGAAGAGAGAUUUCGAAGCCAAGCGCCAGAAGCUGCUUCGAGAUCUCGCGUCGGGCAAUGGAAUUAACGUGGAUGAGACUUCGGAAAAGGAAAAUAUCCCGCCGUACGCGCCAAGUCGUGCACCGGAUGUUGCAGCGCCCGUAGCCGUCACAGAGGAACCUGAAGAAGAGCCAGAGAAAGCAUCAAGCCGACGUACCCUUGAUAUUGCCAGCUCACGACGCAUGCUCUUUGGAUCCCUUGGAAUGCGAACUCCGAAAACCAAAAAAGAUGAAGAAGAAACGCGGAGAAAGCUUGCUGCCAAAUUCAGUGCAACCGGCAAGAAGCCAGCACCAGUGACCCAGGAGCAGGCUGAAGAGGUGGAAGUGGGUGAGGAUGAAUCCGAUGGUGAUUGGCAGAACAAGCUCGUUGUCCGUGCUGUCGAAUGUGUCUAUCCCGAAAUAGAGUUGACUUCUCCUCCUUAUCCGUUCGUCCAGCGCUGGGACCAGGAAGCCAAUGCGUUGAUCCGCCAGGCUAAAGGCACGAACAAGAAGCGCAAGAGAAAGCAGCGGGUUCAAGUCUACGACGGCGAUGAAGAGUAUGACGAGGGAAAUGAAGAUUAUCACGGCUAUGAAGGCUACGACGGAUACUAUCAGGGCGGAAACGACAGUUACUGGCCAGGUGAAGGCGACGGCGAUGAUCAACUCAACUAUGAUGACGCCGAAGCCGAACCAGCUGAGACCGCCGAUACACCUGAGGACCUUCCCGAACUCCCUGAUGACGUGAACACUGUCCCUGUUUUGAACGAGAAAGAGUUGAAGAAGGGGGCAAUCAUUGCUUUCCGACAACUCGAAAUGUCUAAGGAUACAAACUGGCAGCCCAGGAUGUCCGAGUACCGAGUGGCAGAAGUGAUAGAGUCUCCCAAUGAGGAGGGCACAAUCUCUGUACGACUGGCAAAGCGUGACCGACGACCGGCACCAGAGUUAUCAGAGGAUGACUACGACGAGCCCCGUCAAUAUGACAAGUUUGAAAUGCCAGGCUUUGAAGAUGACGAGGGGGAGGACGAUGGCCAUCGCGAGGUCUCAUUUUCAGAACUCAACUACCCAAAGCUCCUACAGGCUGCAGCACACUCUGGGGCCGAAUCUGGGAAUCAGAACAAUGCUCGAGAAGGCAGCAUUGUCUCUGUAGUAGCAGAAUCGGUGCCGAAUGCCCAAGUAACUCUGCCGCCUGACAUGGACGUUGACAUCGAUGUUGACGAAACCACCUUCGUCACCAUCGGCAACGAAGUCAGCCAUAUUCAAUCGCCUCGUCGAUCUCCUGGACUUCCCGUCGAGCCGCCCGCUAUGGAAACCCUUGACGAAGUGACCGUUCCCCAGAUCCAGGUCCAGAACGGAUCAGAUGAACGCGGCGUUACUCCUCCAAUCCCGUCUCCUUCUUUCACGGGCUUCCACUCUGCUCGAUCUUGGCAACCAGCGACCCCAGGGUUGACUGUCACGGCUGAAAAUGGCAAUCUCGAGGGCCAUACUCUUGUCGGAGGUGAAACGCCAUCUGCCCUAGCCAACCCAGAAGAAGAUCCUUCUUAUUUGUCUUUUUUGUCAGCCAAUCAGUCUUUCGCGGAUACCUCUAUGGAUCUGGAGCAAGAGCCUGAGUCUGAACAGGAGCAGGGGCAGGAGCAGGAUCGCCAGAUUGUCAAUGAUAACCCUAUGCCACCUGCUGAGUCUGGAGGGAGCGGCCCUCAAUCUGGAUCCCUUCUUUCUACUAUUGGCAUGAGUGGUGAUGGUGCGGGUGAUUCAUUGGUUGCGAUAAAAUCGACUGUGGGGGACCAUGAUGUUGGCCCGACUAGCUCUGCGCAGUCGUGGAAAGAUCUUCUGAAUAACUUAGGAAGAAGCCCGCUGAACUCAGAGGAAGAGGAUGUGAAUGAGGAGUAUGGAAGUGAUGAGGACGAAGAUGAAGACGAAAACAACAAUGAUGUAGUUGAGGAAGAUGAAGAGGAAGAGGAAGCGGAUGAAGAUAAAAAUGAAGACGGUCCAUCGCCCCAGGAAAACUAUGGAGCAGAUGGGAGUCACGAUCAAAUGCAGGAGGACGGUAUGGAGCCCUCCAACCUCGAGCUUCACCUCGGCUACGAAUCUCCAUCACCAUUACGCUCGAGCUCUCCCAAGCCACCACCGAGUGCCCAGAAGGAAGCUGAACAGAAACCAGAGCAAUCCCCUCCCUCUCUCCAAACAGAACCUCCAGCCGCCUCCACACGUCUGAAACUCUCCCAGCGAUCCCGUGGAUCUGGCUCGGCAUCCCAAAUCCCCGCCUCACAAAAGUCAGAAGUGAUCGAUCUUACCUCUAGCACCCAUGCAACCCCCGAGCCCGAGCACGAGCCCGAGAACUCUGGUGCACAGUCUCAAUCUCAGUCCCAGUCUCAGUCUCAGCGCUCCAGAUCCCUAGGUCAGAUGACCAGAGCUUCUACGGGAACGGGCCGACUGCAGCAGAUGACGGAAGUGAGCAUUAGCCCGUCUAGAAAGAAGCGACGGUCGUCACGGAAAUUCUAG
This is a messenger RNA of Penicillium canescens, 4053 nucleotides long. RefSeq lists its product as uncharacterized. The record is from RefSeq and is a predicted model, not a curated record. Lineage: Eukaryota; Fungi; Ascomycota; Eurotiomycetes; Eurotiales; Aspergillaceae. Bases 1 to 4053 code for a protein of 1350 amino acids. The transcript is spliced from 3 exons.